Messenger RNA from Fulvia fulva, 2655 nucleotides. RefSeq names its product Nuclease domain-containing protein 1. Gene Ontology annotation, cellular component: cytosol; nucleus; RISC complex. Gene Ontology annotation, molecular function: nuclease activity; RNA binding. The transcript has 4 exons. Lineage: Eukaryota; Fungi; Ascomycota; Dothideomycetes; Mycosphaerellales; Mycosphaerellaceae. Bases 1 to 2655 code for a protein of 884 amino acids. Gene Ontology annotation, biological process: regulatory ncRNA-mediated gene silencing; mRNA catabolic process. The record is from RefSeq and is a predicted model, not a curated record.
AUGUCGUCCCUCCAAGAAGGCAAGGUCAAGAGCGUUCUCUCUGGAGACACUCUGAUCCUACAGAACAAGAACAGACAAGAGCGAACUCUGAGCUUGGCUUUCAUCAAUGCUCCCCGACUGCAGUCCGACGAGCCCAGCAGCUUCGAAUCGCGCGAAUUCCUUCGAAAGCUCGUGGUAGGCAAGCCAGUACGAUUCUCCGUCCUCUACUCGAUCCCCCAAAAGACAGGCGGAGCAUCACGCGAAUAUGCUGUUGUUCUCCUGCAAGACGGCACCCAGCUACCUGAGCGUAUUGUACAAGAAGGCUGGUCCAAGCUGCGAGACGACGCCGAUCGAAAAGCAGAAUCGCCUGCUGCCGCCGAACUACUCGAAAAGCUUACCGCCCUCGAAGCACACGCAAGAGCAGACUCGAAGGGUGUAUGGGCAGGAAAGCCUACAGUCGUACAAGGCAUACGCGAGCUGCCAGAUGCGAAGGCGUUCGCAGAAGAGCACAAGGGCGAGCCGAUUGAUACCAUAGUCGAGCGAGUUCUCAGUGGAGAUCGCCUCAUUUGCAGACUCAUGCUAUCACCGACGAAGCAUGUGCAAACAACGGUCCUUGUUGCUGGCCUGCGAGCACCGACGACAGCGAGAACGAACCCAUCAGAUGGCACAACGCAAGCCGCAGAGCCUUGCGGAAACGAGGCCCAGGCGUUUGUAGAGGACAGACUACUCCAGCGAAACGUACAGGUGAGGCUGCUAGGUGUCUCGCCAAGCAACGUUCUGGUAGGUGAAGUCAAGCACCCCGUAGGCAACAUCGGCGAGUUCCUUCUCAAGGAAGGUCUUGCACGCUGCGUAGACCAUCAUUCGACAUGGCUGGGAGCCGAGAUGGGCAAGCUACGCCAAGCAGAGCGUACAGCCAAAGAGCAGCAGAAGGGUCUAUUCAAGGGACAAUCCACGCAGCGAACAGGAGGCAACGAGCAAGAGGCAAUCGUCAGCAGGGUCUUCUCAGCGGAUACGCUUUACAUCCGCAACAAAGCUGGUCAAGAAAAGCGCAUCAACCUCAGCAGUGUCCGACAGCCGAAGCCCACUGACCCGAAGCAAUCUCCAUUCAGCGCCGAAGCCAAGGAAUUCCUACGAAAGCGUCUUAUCGGUAAGCACGUAAAGGUCAAGAUCGAUGGUAAGCGUCCUGCAACAGAUGGAUACGACGAGCGCGAGAUGGCAACCGUCACCCAGAACAACAGCAACGUUGCCCUACUGCUCGUGGAGAACGGCUAUGCAUCUGUGAUCCGCCAUCGUAUGGAUGACACCGACCGCAGUCCCUUGUAUGAUGAGCUACUUGCUGCUGAGGAGGCUGCACAGAAGGAUCAGAAAGGCAUGUGGUCACCUAAGGCACCUUCGGCAAAGCAAUACGUCGACUACAGCGAAUCUCUCGAGAAGGCGAAGCGUCAGCUCACGCUCCUGUCGAAAUCACGAAAGGUCCCUGCCGUGGUAGACUUCGUCAAGUCAGGUAGCCGCUUCACUGUGCUGGUGCCGCGCGAGAACGCCAAGCUCACCUUCGUUUUGGGCGGCAUUCGUGCACCACGGAGUGCACGUGGCCCAAAUGACACUGGCGAGCCAUUCGGCCAAGAAGCACAUGACUUCGCAGUCAAGCGAUGCCAGCAACGUGACGUCGAGAUUGACGUGGAAGAUACCGACAAGCAAGGUGGCUUCAUUGGACAGCUAUACGUCAACAGGGAGAGCUUCGCAAAGAUCCUCGUCGAGGAGGGUCUUGCCUCAGUACACGCAUACAGUGCGGAGAAGUCAGGCAACGCAAAUGAGCUCUUCCAGGCCGAACAGAAAGCCAAGGAAGCCAGACGUGGGCUGUGGCAUGACUGGGACCCUUCGCAAGAAGCAGCAGAGAAUGGUGAGGACUACGAUGAGCCGGCCACGAAUGGCACGAAUGGCGAUGCUGCUUUGCCUCCUCGCGAGAAGAACUACAAAGAUGUGGCAGUGACCUACAUCGACCCGGAGACUGCACGCUUAAAGCUGCAAAUCAUCGGAUCUGGCAAGGCGAACCUGGACUCUUUGAUGAAGGAAUUCGCAUCUUUCCACGUCUCGCCAGGUAACGGACAGGCACUACCGCAACCACCAAAGGCGGGUGAUGUCGUCUCGGCCAAGUUUACACAAGACGGCGUGUGGUACCGUGCACGUGUGAGGCGCAACGAUCGCGAGAAGAAGACUUCCGAGAUUGUUUACAUCGACUACGGCAACUCGGAGACUCAGCCAUGGAGCGCUCUGAGACCGCUCGACCAAGGCAAAUUCGGCUUGCAGAAGGUCAAGCCACAGGCUGUCGACGCCGCACUCUCCUUCCUCGAAUUUCCAACACAAAAGGACUACCUCGAGGACGCCAUCAAUGCACUCUACGAGAUGACCGAGGGACGAGAGCUUGUCGCUAACGUGGACUACACCGAUUCGAAAGAGAACCUUAUGUACAUCACUUUGUUCGACGCGAAGUCUGGCAAUCCUCUCAACAGCAUCAACGUCGAUCUCGCCACUGAGGGCUGUGCGAGACUGUCACCUAAGCUGCGCCCAUUUGAGCGCGCCGCACCAGACGUCAUUGCGUUCUUAAAGCAGCGUCAGGAGGAGGCAUUCAAAGGCAACCGCGGCAUGUGGGAGUACGGAGAUCCUACAGAGGACUAG